AUGGCAACAGGUACACCGGCAACAACAAAGAAAGGUGGAAGAGGCAAACCAAAAACCAAAUCUGUCUCAAGAUCAACCAAAGCCGGUCUCCAGUUCCCCGUCGGCCGUAUUGCUCGGUUCCUUAAAGCAGGUCGUUACGCUCAACGUGUUGGAUCUGGUUCACCAGUUUACCUCUCUGCCGUUCUUGAAUACCUUUGCGCUGAGGUUUUGGAACUUGCUGGUAACGCAGCUAGGGAUAACAAGAAGACGAGGAUUGUACCAAGACACAUUCAACUUGCUGUUAGGAAUGAUGAGGAGUUGAGCAAGUUGAUGGCAUCUGUUACUAUUGCUAAUGGAGGUGUUUUGCCUAAUAUUCAUCAGAAUUUGUUGCCUAAGAAAGUUGCUGGAAAAGGGAAAGAUCUGAUUGGUUCUGUUAGUCAGGAAUUUUAG
Molecule: messenger RNA, 429 nt
Organism: Vicia faba (fava bean)
Lineage: Eukaryota; Viridiplantae; Streptophyta; Magnoliopsida; Fabales; Fabaceae
Source: the annotation of a GenBank genome assembly